CUCUCAGUCCUGCAGAGCUCGGCUCGCUGCAUGUCUAACAUUUCUCCCUCCAACUCCAACCAGCUCCGAUCUCCUCUGAAGGGACUACAGAAGAAGGAAAGAAGAAGAAGAAGACCCAUCAGACCUCAGCUGCUACAGUUUCUGGGUCCUCCUGGUCUCAGCCUGAGCCAUCUCCUCUGUUAAUCCCAGGCCAUCAGGAUCUAGCCCCGCCCUCUGCCUCCAUGGAGCGCGUGCAGCACAUGACCAAGUCUGCGAUCCGGCGGGCAUCUCAGAUCGAGGUGAACCCUCAGGCCAAGAGGAACCUGCAGGAGCUCUUCGUUAACUUCACCCUCAUCCUCAUCUGCCUGCUGCUCAUCUACAUCAUCGUCCUGCUCAGCAGCUGAGGACCGGACCGGCACACGCACCAGAUUAUAAUCCAGACCUCUGGAUUAUCAGACCACCUUUAUCAGACAUGUUCACCUUUAGCAGAAUAACACUGGCUGUAGCAUGAACACAGAUCAUACAUGUAGUUCAGACAUCACUCACUUUAACCUACUUUUCCCAUGAGCCCUGCUGCUUCCUGCAGACACACCCCACCUCCUGUCUCUGCAGGAAGCAGCACACAGCAGGUCUGUGAUUAUCAAACAUCUCCAGAAACAAUCAGAUCUUUGAAUAAAUGUCCAGCACCACAGUGAAAAGAUAACUACAACUCCCAGAGUGCACUUUGAUCCCAAACAGUACUGUGUUGUAAAUGCAUGACUCUAAACUUUAAAGGUAAACUUUAUGUUCUCUACACCACUCACCUUCAGGCUCAUCCAGAUCAACAGCACAGCAAGCUGAGGCUCAUGGGUAAUGUAGUUCUCACAACACAGAAUGCAAGCUGCAAAUAAGAGAUACUAAAAAGCAGAAAUGUUUAAGCUUUGGCGCGCCCUAGUGGUCAUAUAAGAAACAACAGAGUGAAAGUUGUGUUUCAUCUUUCAAACAUGCAGGCCUGCAAAUCAAGACAGCAGCUGACACACACACACGCGCGUACACACACACGAACAGUAUCGUUUGCAUGGUGUGAUUUCACCUGUUUAGUUUAAAGCACAGGAUUGUCAUGUAGAAAUAAUCUGUAAAACGUGUUAAACUGCUUCUGAGAUUGCACUGUUAAGUUAUGCAUCUUAAACGUCUUUGCUGUGACUGUAAAUGAAAACUAAGAAGACUUGGAUUUCAAGAUGGAGUGUGUGAGGAGGAGUGGACUUAGAAGAAACUGCAUGACAAUAAAGUUCAGUCUCUCCUCCUGAA
Notolabrus celidotus (New Zealand spotty) is the source of this 1266-nucleotide messenger RNA. RefSeq names its product phospholamban (gene pln1). Bases 222 to 383 code for a protein of 53 amino acids. Gene Ontology annotation, molecular function: ATPase inhibitor activity. The record is from RefSeq and is a predicted model, not a curated record. Lineage: Eukaryota; Metazoa; Chordata; Actinopteri; Labriformes; Labridae. Gene Ontology annotation, cellular component: sarcoplasmic reticulum; membrane. The transcript is spliced from 2 exons. Gene Ontology annotation, biological process: negative regulation of heart rate; negative regulation of ATPase-coupled calcium transmembrane transporter activity; negative regulation of calcium ion import into sarcoplasmic reticulum.